Messenger RNA from Ricinus communis (castor bean), 1194 nucleotides. RefSeq names its product bifunctional pinoresinol-lariciresinol reductase. The coding region runs from base 108 to 1049 and encodes 313 amino acids. The record is from RefSeq and is a predicted model, not a curated record. Gene Ontology annotation, molecular function: oxidoreductase activity. Lineage: Eukaryota; Viridiplantae; Streptophyta; Magnoliopsida; Malpighiales; Euphorbiaceae. The transcript has 3 exons.
AGACUACAAAUUAAAGCAACAUCAAGUACCAUAUAUAUAUAAAAGUAAUCCCAUGGCAGAUAAGUAGCUUCCAUUCCAUCCAGGCACGUAGGAAAGAGAUCCAGAUAAUGGAGAAGAAGAGCAAGGUGCUGAUAGUAGGGGGAACUGGGUACCUCGGAAAGAGGUUGGUGAAGGCAAGUUUAAGCCUGGGUCAUGAAACAUACGUAUUUCAUAGAGCAGAGAUUGGUGUUGAUAUUGACAAAGUCCAAAUGCUACUGUCGUUCAAGAAGAAAGGAUGCCACCUUGUGCAGGGUUCUUUUGAUGACCAUAAGAGCCUUGUGGAUGCUGUGAAGUUAGUUGAUGUUGUCAUUUGUGCUAUUUCUGGUGUUCAUAUUAGGAGCCACCAGAUCCUCCUUCAGCUCAAGCUUGUUCAAGCUAUUAAAGAAGCUGGAAAUGUUAAGAGGUUUUUGCCGUCAGAAUUUGGAACCGACCCAGCAAGAAUGGAGAAUGCAAUGGAACCUGGAAGAGUAACGUUCGAUGAUAAAAUGGUGAUAAGAAGAGCAAUAGAAGAAGCUGAGAUUCCACACACCUACGUUUCUGCAAACUGCUUCGCCGGAUACUUCCUUGGCGGCCUGUGUCAGCCGGGCCAUAUCAUUCCUUCAGAGGAUCACGUCACUUUACUUGGAGAUGCCAAUCAGAAGGCCAUUUAUGUUGAAGAAGACGAUAUAGCCAUUUACACUUUGAAGACCAUUGACGAUCCUCGUACUCUGAACAAGACAUUGUACAUUAGGCCUUCCGAAAACAUACUGUCUCAAAGAGAAGUCGUGGAGACGUGGGAGAGACUCAUUGGGAAAGAGUUGCACAAGUCCACAAUCCCCAAGGAUGUGUUUCUUGAAUCCAUCAAAGGGCAAGACUACGCCGAGCAAGUUGGGUUGACACAUUAUUAUCAUGUCUGUUACGAGGGAUGUCUUGCAAAUUUUGAGAUAGGUGAAGAAGGAGAAGAAGCUACUGGGCUUUAUCCAGAAGUCAAGUACACCACCGUGGAAGAAUAUUUGACCCGAUAUUUAUAACUCAGAAGUUUAUCGAAUUCAUAAAGAUGAUGGAUGUGUGUUUUGUUUUAAUAUAAAUUCUGAAUUCUCUCUCUACAGUCGUGAAACUAGGAGGGAAGAGACACCUCUAUCCCCUUAUCCAAUAAAAUUUACAUUAUUGCCCUCU